AUGGGUGAACUUAAUCGUGCCAAGCUUGGAAUGGUCCGAAUAAAAACCCAUCUGGACCCGAAAGUAGCCGGCCCAAUCACUAACUCUCGGCCUGCCCUCGGGGACCAAGUCGCAAGGAUUCCCGCCACUCCAAAUGGGACAAGUGGGAAACCGAUUUUAUGGACCGCCAGUUCUUCGAAUGAUUGGGCAAACAUCACCGUUGUCGAUGGGACAACCUCUAAUUCUCUCGCUUAUAGUUUCGCUAUCGUCGCUGAUUCCGAUCGUUCCGAUGAGCAAGAUAGGACUGCCACAACAGUUUGGGACAUCGUGAUUGGUCGACAUUCUCCAAUUUCUGGCGUCAAUCGCGAGGGAUACUCUGGAAGUGAUCUUCAUGGUGUGACUGCCAAAGUAGUGGACAUGUCUCAUAUCUGUCAGAUGAUACCAAACUCUGUAAAAAUCAAUAAGAUAUGGGGAACGGGCACCUAGAUGCAGCCAUAGAGCCUUUUUGUGGCUAUCUCUUAAGCUAAACAUUAUCCACUUCAAUCACAUAUCUAAAACUAUUUUGGAACUUUUUAGCUAAAUGAAAAUACCGUUGACUA
This is a messenger RNA of Cucurbita moschata (crookneck pumpkin), 578 nucleotides long. RefSeq lists its product as uncharacterized. Lineage: Eukaryota; Viridiplantae; Streptophyta; Magnoliopsida; Cucurbitales; Cucurbitaceae. The record is from RefSeq and is a predicted model, not a curated record. The coding region runs from base 1 to 465 and encodes 154 amino acids. The transcript has 4 exons.